Messenger RNA from Leishmania major strain Friedlin, 990 nucleotides. RefSeq lists its product as hypothetical. The record is from RefSeq and is a predicted model, not a curated record. Lineage: Eukaryota; Euglenozoa; Kinetoplastea; Trypanosomatida; Trypanosomatidae. Gene Ontology annotation, cellular component: histone acetyltransferase complex. The transcript has a single exon. Bases 1 to 990 code for a protein of 329 amino acids.
AUGAGCCGUCGCCAGAAUGGCGGGUCGAAGUCUGCCAACCCAGAGCAGCAGCUGCGUCAGGAGGCGGCCAUCUUUCUAUCCCCUGAGGUGGAGGACGAGUUAGCUCAAAUCCUGCAGCGGCGUGAGAGUAUCGAGAGGGCGCUGCAGCGUAUGGACGUGGAGGUGUAUGACUUAGAGACCGCAUUCCUGAAGCAUUGCGUGUCGCAUGGCGGCUCACUCUUCGACGGAUUCGGCCUGGAGCGCCGCGAUAAUGCGCACCGCAACCCUGUGGCCGUCCUCACCCCACUCGCGACCUCUUCAUCGUCGAUUGGAGGAGGAGGCUGUGCGAUUGCGCCACUCGGCACGGAGGCCAUUUCAGGCUUCUCGCCAAGCUCUCCGGUGCUCUCCACUGUCGCCAACGGCGAGCACGCGCGCACUUAUCGUGUCCUUUCCAGCCUUUUCGGUGCCGGUGGGGCUAGUGGAGGAGGCAACGGCGGCGCAGCUGCAGAUCUGGCUGUCGCCUCGCACUCUCCGACGUCACUGAAAGCCGUUGGCAGCGUUGCACCACCUUCCACAGCCGCGGCCGUCUUUCAGGUCGGCAGCAAAGGGUCGACGGCACCCGCGUUUCACUACCGCAUUCACUUUUUCAGCCCCAGCGAGCGUGUGUUCUCAGCGUGUUCUGUCGGGGCGCUGAGUCGAGUGGAGAUUGCCAAGUCGACCCUUGCCGGAUCGAGGGGUGCGUCGACCUCCUCGACGUGGUCGACAACCGCUGCUGCAGGAGGGCGCGGCAGAGGCUUGGGAAAACGCGGCCGUUUUAGUAGUGGCGAGGAUGAGCUCAGAGGCGGCAGGAAUGGUACCGCAUCGCUCUCGAGCGCGUUGGACAGGCAUUCCAAUGCGCCACCGUCGCGGCGACAUCAACGAUACGCGAAGGAAGAAGAUGAUGUCGAUGAUGACGGUGCUGCAGAGAACGGCAGCGACGAUCGUCGCCGUCGACGUCGUCAGACCGAGUAG